AGGAAAUCCACGUGUAAUGAUUCUAUUAGUUAAUGAUAAAAGCCCUAUGCUUUGGAGUGGGGCAUAGUCAUGGAGCUACCGGUGAAGUUGAACGGAGAUAAAAAUAUAAUCUUUUUGUCUGUCAAGAUCUUAAAUUGACAAUUUGAGAGAGCCUGAGAGUAGUUUUGUUGGGUACCCAGUUGAAGGAAGUGAGAAUCAGAAAAUGGGGGUUUCGAUGUUGGAUUCCUCAUGGAGUUUCCGAUUAUCCUCGAAGAUGUCUCCUUCACCAACACAAAAACUCGCUAGCUCUUUGACAGAAAGAGAUCCAAUUUCUCUGAAUUUGAGGUUUGAUCAUUCCAUUAGGGCAUAUUCAGCUCGAGCUCUAAAGUGCAGGUCUGUUAAGUCUGAGGAUUUUGUUGAGAGAAGUAGCCCAUUUGAGGUUAAGAAAGAGCUUGAGAUUUGCUUCGACCUCGUACAUAGGCUCGGGAGAGGCAUUGUGUACUUAGGUUCCGCCAGAAUCCCACCAAACCAUUCACAUUAUCUGCAAGCACAAGAGUUGAGCAGAGAAGCAGCAACUCUGUUGGACUGUACUACAUGGUCUGGUGCUGGACCAGGGCUUAUGGAUGCUGUGACUGAAGGUGCUUUGGAAGCUGAGAAACCGGUCGGUGGCAUCAAAAUAGAAAAAGAAGCCGGUGAAUGGACCGCAUCGAAGUUUCAUCCAUAUCUCCCUCCUCAGAAUUACCAUACUUGCAGGUUUUUCUCGGCGAGAAAGCAUGGAUUAGUAGAUGCUGUGAUUAGAAACAAUGUAUCUGAGAAGACGGCGAUAAUUGCACUUCCAGGUGGCAUUGGCACGCUCGAUGAGAUGUUUGAGAUUUUGGCAUUGAUUCAGCUCGAAAGGAUUGGAUCUGCAUUGCCGGUUCCAUUCAUUGUGAUGAAUUAUGAUGCUUUCUAUUCAAAGCUGCUUGAAUUCAUUGAGACUUGUGAAAACUUGGGAACUGUUUCUAAAGGAGAAGUUUCUGCACUGUGGAAGGUAUGCAACAACAACUUUGAAGCUUUGACAUACUUAGCUGAAUUCUAUGACUUGCCUGACGGUUCUGCAAAGCUGGAAACUGAACUUAGAAAAACCACUCCCACUCGUGGAUGAUGAGUUUCGUAAUUUUUAACUGUAAGAGAUCAUAUUUUUGACCAUGAGCAACCAAUUUGAAGCUACUCAUGUGGCACAUGUAGCAUAUAGAUUCGUGUGUUUGAUACAUACACCAAUCAGAUUUGUUGUUAUCACUUUCAAUCUUAUGUUUCUUCUCUUAGCUUCUCGUGUUAUCCUUCUACUUCACUGAACUUAUGGUAAUGGGAAUGUUAAAGCUAGUGAAGACAA
This is a messenger RNA of Arabidopsis thaliana (thale cress), 1351 nucleotides long. RefSeq names its product Putative lysine decarboxylase family protein. The record is from RefSeq and is marked reviewed. Lineage: Eukaryota; Viridiplantae; Streptophyta; Magnoliopsida; Brassicales; Brassicaceae. The transcript has 4 exons. The coding region runs from base 203 to 1123 and encodes 306 amino acids.